Molecule: messenger RNA, 429 nt
Organism: Dictyostelium purpureum
Lineage: Eukaryota; Evosea; Eumycetozoa; Dictyosteliales; Dictyosteliaceae
Exons: 4
Coding region: 1-429 (142 amino acids)
Biological process (GO): endoplasmic reticulum to Golgi vesicle-mediated transport
Cellular component (GO): nucleus; cytoplasm; TRAPP complex
Source: RefSeq, a predicted model, not a curated record
AUGAAGAAGAUUGUUUGUGUUGCUAUAGUUGGAAAAGGAAACAAUCCAUUAUUUAUUCAAGAUUUUUCAUCAAGUAUUACAGAUGAAAACAAAUUAAAAUUACAUUAUAUAGUUCAUUGUUCAUUAGAUAUUAUCGAAGAUAAACCUGGUGUACCAACAUCAAAAAAACUACCAAGCGAGAUGUAUUUAGGUUUAUUAUAUCCAACCGAAGAUUAUAAAGUAUAUGGAUACUUAACAAACACAAAGAUUAAAUUUAUUAUAGUGGUUUUAGAUAAUUCAGAUAUUAAAGACUCUGAUUUAAAAAUAUUUUUCAAAAGAUUACAAUUAUUAUUUAUAAAUACAACAAGCAAUCCUUUUUAUAAACCAAAUAGUAAAAUUGAAUCAAAAAAAUUCCUUCAAGACGUUACCAAUCUUGUACCAUCAUUGUAA